CAAAUGGUGGCAUGUAAUGGGGGUUUUUAGUUUGCUACAAUUUUUUUUAAAUUACGUGUAAAGCUAUUAAAGACACCAAAGAAUAAUGAAGGACACGAAAUUCGUUAACAAGGUAUAAAUUGUCACCAAAACAAACAUCAAAAUGGAUAUGAAAAUUAAAAAACCGGAAUUGAAAUGUAUGGACCCUGAUAAUUACCGAAAGUUUUUUCGGGCGCUAUGUUGGAGUGGUACCAGAAGAACUGAUAAGAAACCACAAAAGAGACUCAAUAAAAAGGAUAUAUUGAAAAGAUUAAAGGUAUCAAAUGCUCUUGCAAUUUGUUACGCUCCAGCUCUUUUAGCCAACCCUUCACAGUUUGCUGUGUAUGCUACCGUCCGUAGAACCAUUCUAGCUCGCUGUCGUCAACUACAGGCUGCAACGCUUGACUUAUCUGAUGACAGUGAAACUGAAGACAUUCCUCAACCAGUACCAGUAACAAAAGUUUCAAAGAUUACAGGGAUUGGACUGCGUACUGUUUUUGCUCUUAUAUCUCAGGCCAAGUAUACAGAUGCAGACUUAUGUGAACAAUCACUUAAGGCUUUAUUGGAUGUUCUGCAAGGGCACCCACCUGAAGACCUUGGAACUGAACCACCGGAUAUUAUACUAAACAUACACAACAUGCUGGUGGAGGUGUCCAGCGGCAUUGAUGUUAAUGGUCGGCUGGAAAGACCUACAGCAAUCACAGCAAUUAGCAGUUCCUGUCUUAUAGCUUUAGCAGUGGCACGUGGGGAAGCUGAACUUAUGCUUGGUGCUGUAACAUCACUUAUAAUUGCACCACCCAUGCUGACUGAACAAUAUAUACAGAUACCAACUAAUCUGACUAUUAUGCAGCGAAGCGUACAAUCAGUGAUUCUUGGACCACCGUGUCGUAACUUGUGGCUUAACUUUGGAGUGCCGCAUAGAUCUUUGGUAUCAAGUUUCCCAGUGGACCUGCCCGCACAGUUAACAGUUGGUUCAGGAGAGCUAGUAGUUCGAUCCCUCGUGUCUGAUGGGUGCUUCCUAUACGUAUUUUCAUCCAAAGGCCUUCUGAAAAUAGGAUCGGGUUAUGGCAGUUCUAUAAGGCAACAUGUCUACCUGUACAAACCAGACUUUUUUGCUAGCGAUCGCCAUGGUUGGCUUGGAUAUUGUCGAAAUAAGUUGUAUGUAAGGGUUGGACGAAAGAAGACUGAAGUGCACGAGGUAGAUAAGGAUACCUUUGAAGUGAAGAGUGUACUUCAUUUGGAGACUGGACUAGGUGGACCUCCGGAAUCCAAGGCUGCUGUGUUUACUGAUAGCAACCAGCUUGGAUUGGUUCUUAUAUCUAAUUAUGACAAUAUCGCAGUGAAAAUGUAUGACGUGGAUGCAAACGCAGUGGAACGCACGACAGGUACUCGUCACUCCUUAUUCGCACGUCGUGAAUUCCACGUACACUUGCUCCGCCGACGUACUCUGGUUCUCGGAAGGCCAUCCUAUGAUGACGGGCUCUCAAGGCGAUUGGUUGACCUAGAUACGCCUAUGGCUAUUCAACUCGAUGAUAAUGAUGACGAUAUGCUGCAGGGGAUAUGCUCUGGACAAGACUUUGGAUUAUUGACUACAACAUCUGGAAAGGUGUAUUAUACGGGCAAAGGAACCUCUCUGGGAUAUAAAGUACCAUCGCCGCAUAUCGGCCGGUGGACCCUGAUGAAGGAAACUCUCUUUAACAAGCAUGACUCAUCCAAUCUUAAAAAGUGCAAAGUUGUGCAGGUUGCCUUAGGGCAUGAAGGUGUCCACGCUAUUUUAGUGUUGGAUAACGGAACAGCAUUAUUCACUGGUGUUGCCAGACGUGGAGAAGAUGGAGACCCAAUGAGGCACAGGCGAACACCAAAACCUAUGCGACCAAAGAAAAUUACAAAGGUGGAAAAGUAUAACAUCGUAUAUGCGGCUUGUAACUACGGGUCGACAGCUCUAGUCACGCGCGCGGGGGAGUUGCUCAUGUUUGGCAAGGAUACACAUCAUGUUGAUGAGAACGGGGUGAUCUCAGAAUUGAACGAUGUCAGGGUUAUACAGGUGGCGCUCGGAAAGGCGCAUGCAGUAGCACUCACCAACGAAGGAGAGGUUUUCAGUUUCGGAAUUAACAACAAGGGACAAUGUGGCAGAGAAUUUGGUUACACCAAAGAAAAGCCAUAUCGAAGUUCAAGUGCAGGCAGCGGCGGCAAGGAGGAAGCGAGGCUGUGUGCCGGCCCACAUUCGUGGACUAUGGACUUUUGUCGAGUGUGCGUAUUGUGCUGUGAAUGUACGGGCUUUGCCGGCGCUUGCCUUUGCGCAACAUUGCCCAACAGGUUGCCCGGCGAAAAAUGCGGGUGUGGUGAAGGCGACUCGGGCUGCACCGUCUGCGGUAUUUGUCGAAAAUGUGCUGAAGCUUCUACGUCUGGCGCUCCCAUGUCGCUACCCGAAGAACCUGGUUGCUCUAAUGAAGACCCGGCUCAAGGUGAAGCCAGUCACAUGGAAGCAGCGCCGGGGAUCGCGAUUGCUGGAAGUUCAGGGAACGGACCAGAUUUAGAACGCGAGACUUUAAAAGUUAACUCACUCUCCCCGGCACGCGUCGUGGUGCCUGGUGGACAUCGCAUCGUCUCCGUUGCCUGUGGCUUACAACACUCUGUGUUGCUCUCUGAACACGGUGAGGUGUUUACAUUCGGAUCCAAUCAAUGGGGUGCUCUGGGCGCUGGUGACAUUGCAACACACCAUCGAGUAGUACGGGUCAGAGUACCCCGCGCUUCUGCCGUCGCAGCUGGCAGUAACCAUACUGCCAUACUUACAAGGGACGGCGAACUGUACACCUUCGGAAGUUACCAGAAAGGAGCUCUUGGUCGAGCGCGUCAAGAAGAACCGCGGUCCGAUAGAAGCCCUUUGUGGUAUGCCACGCCAAGUCGCGUGCCAAGGAUCGGUUCUCGGUAUGGCUGUCGCGCUGUGUGGGUGAAUGCCUCUGGCGAUCAGACUUUUGUCCAGGUCUCCCAAGCGAUAAUUAACACAGAUACGCUUUUAAGCGCUACUAUCACGGCCAAUACGAAUACCAUAAUUAUUUUGCCAAAUCAACCGGAACACACUUUUAAAUGCGUCACAAUAAACAAAAACGAUGGUUCUUGCAACGCUUGGACUGGGCCUGAGCAAGUCGACUUUGUGAAUACAUUGGCCUGUCUAGAUCCUUUGUAUGAUGUAUUAUGGUGCUACCAACCCCAGAUGCGAGUCAUGAAAUGCUUUAACAUAAUAGCGUUCGAUUCACAUAAACUCCAACGUUGUUGUAUCAACGAUCCCGAAGCUUUCUCGGGUAUGGAAUUUGAUUACCCAAAUUACGGGUGUAUGAAAAGGUUGGAGGAUUUCAGACACUGUGAAAGUUUUGAAUGGAUCUGUAACGAUGAAAAUCAGGAGAGAGACAAUUUCGCGCUGUCGAGUAUGUCGGUUCUUAACCAAGAAUUGGCUAUUCCUUGUAUUUCGGGAUGCCAAGUUACUAGAAUACAUGCGGCACUGCAUUUGCUUGGAUGCCUCGAUUCCCUUACUUAUGCUCACGAAAACAAGCUAUCGUCGGUGGAUUGCAAGCGUGACAAUAACAUUAUUCCGAUAGCACCUGCAGUAGAAGACUAUGUUACUGUAAGUCGUUUUGAAAACCACGGUGGUGGUUGGGGAUAUUCCGGACAUUCGGUUGAAGCCGUUCGUUUUAUGUGUGACACCGAUAUUUUGCUUGGUGGAGUUGGUCUGUACGGAGGCCGAGGCGAUUACACGGCAAAGAUUCGCAUUUACGACAUAGGUCCGGAUGGUGGUGACCAAGAAGGGGACGGAGAGAUGAUUUUUGAAACUGAGGAGAUUUUUUAUGAAUGUGCCCCUAAAGAUAGAUAUCCCCUGAUGUUUGAAACGACAGUAGUAAUAGUGGCAGGUCGGUGGUAUGUGGUAUCUGCUGCUAUAAAUGGACCAUCGUCCGAUUGUGGAACAUCAGGACAGACUAUGGUUAUAAACGACGAUGUAUGCUUUCAUUUCAAAACUUCCAAAAGGUCUAAUAACGGCUCAGAUGUCAAUGCUGGCCAAAUUCCUUGUCUGUUAUACAACAUUCUGGGGCCUGAUCAUCCCAUGCCUAUCAAACAUUUGGAUCCAGGGGAGCCAGUGGUAGUUUUGAGCAAUAAUAUAUCCAGGAAAGUUACAGUAUCCUGCUUCCGCUCCGUUAUAGGCCUAUUGCACUGGAGUUGGAAAACAUACAAAGAGAUUAUCUUGGACACGAAUGGCCAAAUACCCAUAAAUUAUCAAAAGCUUACUAUUAUGAAGCAUCAAAAGAGAUUGGUUUACAUCAUCAAAUCUGGGUUGAGGCUUGUCAGAGCUUUUAUCAAGCAAGUGUAUCCCCAAAAUAUAAAGAAGAGGAAUUCUCCUGAUUAUAUGUCUUAUUUUGAUCCCAUAGAGGACGUUAAAAAUUAUAUUCAGAGUAUAAUAGCUGAAGCCAUGCCGACAUGUGCUAUGCUGCCUCGGAGACAAAAGCGUAGUAAAGCGCACAGAGUAUGCUAUGUGCAGUUCGCACUAGAGUUGACUAAUUCUAUAUUACAAGAAGCACAUGAAACAUAUAACGCUUGUUUCUACGCGUUUUUCCCGACACCGAUACUUAAAUGGAAUCACCUCUGCUAUUUAUUACGCAAUGUCAAGGGGGGAAGUGUACCUCCAAAUCAAGUUCGAGAGCUAACAGCAACGUGCGCCGCAAUGUGUCUCUCGCAGAGUCUCCGUGACGUUUUACAAUACAUAGUUCCCUUGACUCAGAGACACUCGUCCCCUUACGAAGUGCGUCGAUUUGAAGCGCAGUCAAUGAAAGACAUACCGUGCAAAUCAGCAACGGUACCACGAUCAUCACACUCGCAAAAACCGCCACCUAUUCCGCCGAGAGCAAAGGAAAAGAUUCAAGUUCACGAAGAUGAAUUCUUGGAUUGGCAUUUACUGGACGUAGUGCCAAGGCUGUUGGAUGUGACAAUGAAACCUAUCAAGCUGCAAUUAGAGCAAAGACAGUGUGGUCCGGCACAUGACCACGGGGAGCUUCAAAUGCGGGAGAGGCUGGCUGAACAUUGCAGUAAACUGACCGCACGCUUUAUUGCGGAGAUGUCUUACAGUGCUCUAGUGUGCAGGACUCAAGCUCACGAAGAUCAAUCGAGCUUCUCGGAAUGGCAUUUAAUAGAUGUAGUGCCCGAACUGUUGGACGCUAAAGUCGGCCCGAUCAAGCUGCAAUUAGGGCAAAGGCAGUGUGCGCCGGCGCAUGAACAAGGGGAGCUGCAAAUGCAGGAGAGGCUGGCUGAAGAUUACGAUACCAAGACUGUGAAGCACUUGGUGACAGCGUGCCGUUUUAUGCGCAUAAACUCAACGCGCACUUGGAGUACAGGCAACGGAAGUCCGGAUGCGAUCUGUUUCACGGUCGACCGUGCCGGCGUCGCUCUCGUCGGCGCAUGCGUCUAUUCAGGCCCUGGACAUUACGAAUAUAUCAUCGAACUGCUGUGCGACAUGCGGACUUGCCCGGAGGACGCCAAUUUGGCUCAAAGUUGGGUAACCGAAGAAUUAGCGGAUGGCUCAUUUUCAGGCUCAGAAGGCUAUAAUGAUAUGGUCCAAAUCAAGUUCAAUAAACCCGUCUUACUGAAGGAUGACGUCCGGUACGCGUUACGUGUGUGCUGUGAUGGCGCUAAAACCGCAAGUGGUGACUGCGGAUUACCGGCCGUUACCGGACCAGAUGGCACCACUUUCAAUUUUUCCUCUUGUCCCUUGAGCUUCAACGGCACAACUUUGGCGCGAGGACAAUUGCCGUGUCUUAUUUACUACAGAACGAAAUGGGUGGAGAGGUCCCUAGAGCCAGUGGGAGUGGCCACUACUACGGCGAACGCUCAUAUACAUGAUAACGAAAUCGUUGAGACCGAUAUCGUGACAGUUCGCGAGGCUGCAGUAGCUGUGGGAACCUUAGUAGCUGAAAGAGCUGCAAUACUUCUGGCGGCUUUGAGAAACCUCAAUAAUGAUGAUUUGCGACGUAUAGCGCCAUCGUUGGCUGCCACUCCACUGCUCAACUCCCUCCUGCCCUUUGCAAUAGCCAACCUUGAAGGCCUUGAUGAUUCUAAGAGUGUAGUGUAUCUGCUCGAAAUGAUCCAUAGAUUACUCCCCCACGUGGCAGCUAUGAAUCUUAUUAUUCCUAGCAGUGAGGAAAUCACCAAUACCACGACGAGUCACUAUUACACCUGGUCGGAGAGCGAACACCCAUACAAACAGUCCACCGUCCUCAAUAAAAGGGUGCUGUUCCCUCCACAAGUAGCCUGGAUUGUACUAGAAAUGGAUCCACGCAGCAUCACAGCGCAGCCUGAAGACACCUUAACGAUCUAUGCGGUGGCGGGUGCGCCGAAACACCGCUGCCAUUGCUCUAACGAUACCCGCAUGGCAGAUCCGCCCUUCCGUAAGAGAUUAAUCAAACUAAACUCUGAAUCCGGCGAGGCCGAAGAACUAGAGGAGUCAAUUUCGGAUGCCCCCUGCAUGCAUUACAACUGCACAUAUGUCAGCGUUACACCCAGGCUGUCGAAUAACCCUUCGGACUGGCCGCAAAAAGCGCUGAUAAUACCAGGGAAUGAAGUUAUUUUCUCACUGGACACCGCAUCGGACUAUUUACAUGAAUAUGAUAAGCCUAACAACGAUGAGGGCCGCUUCGGGUACCGUUGUCUGUGCAUUGGAUACGAAGAAGCGUCGCUCGCAAGCGCCAGAGCUGGAUGUGGAACUGGCCUCACUACACUGGAAAUGGAGCUUGUACACCUUGGAGCCGGGUGCGCGACUCGCCUCCUUGCUCCCGACCUUGAUAUACCGCCCGUUACUCAUGCGACGAUGUUGGAGUUACAUUCGCAAGCGUUGGCUACAAAUGGCAGCGGAACCGGAGCGGCAUAUGCCGAUGGCACCGGGGAAGAAACAUGCGCGGAUGAGACUGAGGCGCUGCUACUGUCUCGAGGUCUCGAGCUCGCAUCACCGCCCGCUAUACACAGCGUGCUUGAUGGACACCCGCUGCUGCGGAGCGUAUCAACCGAGCGCCAGUUCCUGUCGGAUUUUGUGGCUGGAGCAGAGAGCACGGCGGGAGGUCGGCUCGCCCGAUGGUUGUCGCCUGCAUCACGCGUAGACCCUUCUCGCUGUGAGAUAAGAUCACCGAUGUCUACUGCAAGACCUGCGAUACGGCUGAGUCUACCGAUCAAUAUUAAAGAUCAAUAUGGAGAAUUGGUAGUUUCACCAGCCCUCAAAGUUAAGGUUGUCGUGCAAAGGGCUAUCAACUCUAUCGUGAAUGAAGAAGAGUCCUGCCUCGGCAGUGUCGCCUAUCAACCCACCGUGCGAGAGUUUAUGUGUUUCCAUGCCAUCACCAUGAUGAAGGCAUACCAAAACUAUUCAUUCGAGGAACUACGCCUGGCGAGUGGUGUUUGGGGUGAGACCUGUUGUACGUUCGAAGGUUUGAUGGGCUGCGGACGGAUGGCCGCUGAACGCAUAAUUGUUGACCCACAACGUGACGGUUCUUACGUAGCCGUAUGGGUUCCCAGAUCACCCGGCUACUAUGUUUUCCGAUGCACCUUGGAUGACAUUCCUCUGCCGCAGGAUUUGAAAGUUGAAGUAGUGGAGAGUGCGAGUAAUGAAAUGGCAGCUGAGCGGUGGAUAGGCGCGGCCGCUUCUUACAGCUUACGACGUUUCGCUCUAGAAAACAGCGCUGGUUUGCGAUUGCGCUCCAGCCCAAGCCUACAGGCGGAAGAAAUUGGCCGCAUACCCAGCGGUGCUUACAUUGCGGUGGUCGACGAGUUGACGAAUAAAGACGGCACCUGGGUGAGGUUAAGUCCAGAGUCGACACAGACUUACUCAGACGGCAACAUAUGUGUGUCGUGGUGCCUGCAAUACCACGGACAUCUGGACCUUACGCUGCUGGUCCCAGUGGACGAUGAUGAUACACAGCAGGAAGAGUUUGCACCAUCGUGCAGUGGAUGCAACGAAGGCCAAUUUUUUGACCUACCUCUUUCCACCGACGAAGAUGGCGACGCUGCUAGCAACGAUCUAAGCUCUGAAGAUCGGCGAUUCCCUUUUUCGAUACAGUGCGAUCUCGCCAACGAGAGUGACAGCAGCUCAAGCCCCUAUAUGUUCGGCGAGCCAAGCAAACGUAAUCGCCAUUUACGAAAUGAAUCUAACUCGAUGCCUACACCCAGACGCGCGCCUCCGCGUAGCAACGGCAACAGUGAUGAUUGGUGCCCAGUUAAACACCGGUCCAGUGAAAACAUCCGGGAUGAAAAUUCACAGGAGGAGGAUAAGGAUAGUCCGAGACGGUUGUCCCGAAGCCGCCCCGCGCGGUCUCGCAGCCGACGAAGUUUAGCUUCACCACACGUGCCCCCGCGCGCAGUGGUUCCACGCAAAUACGCUCUAAGUCCAGCUCAGGCGGAAUGUAUGCGUGCGGUGUUUACAGCUUUACUCUGGCAUGAAGGCAUAGUUCAUGAUGCCAUCGCGUGUGCAACGUUCCUUAAAUUCCACCCGGCAUUGCCAAAAGCUGGGGCUCAAGUUGUUACAAGACCUCCACACGAAGCCCCCCCACCGCGCCCUCAGCGACACUCCGUGGAAGUCUCCAACGCCGGGCAAUAUCUUUGCAUUCAACCGUCAACUUUGGAAACUUUGACGCGCUCCGGCACGGAGGCCAGCACUAGUCGCGCCCGGAAUACUGAUAUUAACCUGCCCAUUAGUGAAGAAGACGUGGCUUCUACUAGUGCUUCUGACUCAGCUGCUCCGUCUCCUUCCGUGGUGAACGUGCUGCCACCUGCUUUACGGGCUCUCGUCGCCGUUUGGGAUGCCCUUAAUGAAGCUGACCAACUGAGUCCGGCUACUGAUAAGUUUAAGAAAGUCACACCCGAGAAGAACGAAAAUGAAGACACCAAUUUCAGCGCUCCACGCACGAGAGAAAAGCCGGGACGAGCACCGCUUUCUGUGAAAUGCGAGUUAUGUGGCGGCGCAAGAGUGCCUCCUCCUUUGGCAGCGCACAUGCGACACAUGCACCCUGGGUGCCGAACCGUUACCAAUCGCGGCUAUGACCGCGCUGGAGUAUACAAGCAGGCGGACCCCAUUCGCUCCAAUGACGGCCUCCCAUCAGAGUGCGGACAACUUGCGCAGGACCUUAUCGGUGUGAAAAUUCGAGCUACGUUAUCAGCGUACCAAUUGUGGUACAUUUACUGCGAGAAAUGCCGAGAACGCGCACUGAAGGCAACGUCGCGGCUAAAGAACAAAGGAAAUGUCGAAGCAGAGCGACCGCCUAUUGCAGACAACUUUAAACCCGAACUCGACCACGUGGCUUUAAGGGACAACGCAGUUUUCCUACUGGACUUAGCACCUCUGACUAGUUCUGCACCGUCAGGCGCUUCCGGGUGGCACGACUUGGGAGGUCGUAGCCCGCCUACGCCGCCGGGGAGCAUGUGGCAACCAGCGCCUCCCUUCCAGUGUUUGACAGCAUUGGGUGCCGCACCUAAAAGUAUGGCCUCAUUUUCCGACACCGCCAGAUAUCAUUCUCUCGGCAGACCAAUACCCGGACCACAAUUGAGUGGAGGGUCAACAGCGAGCGGAAUGAGUGCGCAAUGGUCACGAGUGCCGCGGUCCGUGUCUAUGGGGCAGGCUGGCAUUCGCGAUCUGGCCUACGCUGCUAGGCCACCCGCUACUAGUAUGGACGCGGAUACACAGGAUACUCUAUCUGGCGCUGGAUCAUCGUUACUAGCUCAACCAAGCGCUGCCCUCCAAAAACUGGUGGGCGUAUUGGAAAAUGACGGAUGCGCUGUGUCGGCGUUUGAAGAGGCUCACGUUGACACCGAAACACUUAUGCGGAGUCCCGUUCUAACUUUCAUCCUCGGCAAGCGUGACCUGCCUGCUUGCAGGCAGAAAAUUGACGCUGCGGUUAGAAUUAAUACCGUCAGGCAGUACGCUUUCGAGUCGUUAAAUUGGCUGCUGCGCUCGACUACUCAGCCAACGAGCGUUCACGAUGUAAUGUGGUGGUUCUGCAACACGCUUGACAGAUAUUCGCGCUUUGCAGCAUCGCCUAUACCCGUGGAAGAAGAAAACAAAGAGAAUGGGGCCUUCGAAUGGAAUCGCGCUGUCAUUCCGAUAGCUUCAGCGGCGGCCAUUUGCCCAGGAGGGCUUGCGGCUAGAGGUUCGCGGACUGCUUUCCACGCGUUCCUCGGUUCGGUCAGCUCUCUCGCACCUUCGUUGCCACCAGCCAGCGCUGCAGCGCUUCAAGCGGUGCGAUGUUGGGCGCUGCAUUACUCACAACACGAUCGAGCUUUUCUGCAUAGAUCGCAGGUAUUUAGCGUUAUAAGCAAGAUCUUAUCGCACGCUGAGGACGGCGCAUACGACGAAGGUGUACUCGGUGCACUGCAUGAAAGCUAUCAUAGCUAUAUUACGAAGCAACAGAACUUUGAAUGGUCUUGCCCGGAUGUGACGGGAUGGUGUGAAGUCAGCGUUUCAUCACGGCCAGGCAUGGUAGGCGCGCUGACAGAUGGCAGCACCGAAACAUUCUGGGAGACGGGAGAAGAUGAUCGCAAUCGUUCUAAGUGGCUGCAAAUUAAUUACGCCGGCCCACCACAUCGGGAUAGACCGCAUGUACUAUGCGUGCACGUCGAUAACACGAGAGACACAGCGAAUAAAACGCUACUGAUGUCCUUUUUAUACAGCGGCGGAACGAGUGAUAUGGCUCACAUGCAAGAUAUUGAAGUAGAUCCUAAAGCCGCUACAUGGGUUUGCUACACGUUGCCAAGAUCAUCCGGUUCGUCGGUUCGCGUAAGGUGCGAGUUGCGCGGUCCAGAGCCAACUGUGCGCGUGAGACAAUUGCGGGUACUGGGCGCUCCUGCAGCGGCCCCUGAUCCUACCAAUGAGGCGCAUCCACUACAUGUGCUGGCUGAGCGAGACACUCUAAGCGUUUUUAGGCUCCUUACCUCACAGGUUUUUGGCAAAUUACUUGAAUGGGAGAAUAGCAACAGUGACUCCGGUGAAGGUGCAGCCUCUGAGGAAGCGGCUGGUGACGACAGUGACCUUCGGGAACACGUUGUAGGAAUACUGUUCUCCGGACACAAGCUUACCUCUUUACAGCAACAGGUGAUGUCACACAUAGUAUGUGCUAUUGGUUGCGAAGCAUCCCGCGUUCGCGAUGACUGGGAGACGUCGUUACUUUGCGCGGAAACGAAUGACCGCGACACCGACCAGCCACCCCGCCCUGUACUUACAUGUCAUCUACAGGACAACUAUUGCUUUGAGAUGCUAUCGCUGUUACUGGCGCUGAGUGGAAGCGUCGUUGGACGUGCACACCUCGCGCAGCGAACUGAGCUCCUCGUUGACUUGCUCGCUUUGCUUCACACGGGCAGCGAACGGGUACAAAGACAGGUAAUCUCCUUGCUUCGGCGAAUGAUUGCGGAAGUGCCACCACAUAAAAUGUUAUCGGCUCUUAACUACGAUGGAGACAUGAGCACACGUGUGACGUUGCUGGAUCAUCUCGUCUGUUACGUCGGGAAAGCGUUGUCCGUGCAAGUAAAGGUGAAGGGAGCUGGCGCGCCGGCCCCUGGCACAGUGACUUUGGGUGGUAGUGUAACACCAGCUCCGCCCGCCGCAUGGUUCAUGCGCGGGGAGACUACUAAGAAACAUGCAGAGCUAGUAGCCAAGCUACUAACUGAUAUGGCCGAGGAUAAAGUGUCCAGUUCAUGGGGCCUAGAGACGAGAACUGCACUCACACAGUACGUGCGUGCGGUAGCGCAGAUAGAAGAGAGCGAUCGCUACCCAGCGCGAUGCAUCGCUUCACCCACAGUUUGGCUCGCACUUGCUUCUCUCUGCGUGUGCGACCACCACCACAUUGAACUUAUGAACAGGUCAAACGAAGGACGCGAAUCCCGUAGCCGCGAUUCAGCGGUGGAAGCGCGACCACAUUGUACUAACCAUGAUGACGGCUCCACGAUGGCCGUCAUAGAGUGUCGCUCCUGCGGCGCUCUCUGCUCCGAGUGCGAUCGCUUCUUGCACCUAAACCGAGUGGCCCGAAAUCAUCAACGACAGAUAUGCAAAGAAGAAGAAAGCGCUAUACGAAUCGACAUCCAUGAGGGAUGCGGCCGAGCAAAACUGUUCUGGUUAUUGCUAUUGGUCGACCGACGAACCCUAAAGGCGCUGGUGGAGUUCCGCGGGAUUGAGGGCGCGUCGGGAGUUGUUAGUUUGCCGGGUGCAUCGGGGACCGCGGGGGGCGGCGGGGAAGGCGACGGGGCGGGGCUUGUGGGCAUUUGCCGCUUCUGCGGCGCACGUGGCAGCUCUGGUAUACUCGCCAUUGGAAAUGUAUGCGCUGAUCAUCAAUGCCAGGAGCACGGACGGGAAGCUUGCACCCGCAUACUGAGUUGCGGGCACGCGUGUGGUGGCGUACGUGGCGAGCGCACCUGUUUGCCGUGUCUGUUCGGGUGCGCAGGCGCAGAGUCUCUUCGCCAGGAUGCUGACGACAUGUGCAUGAUCUGCUUCACGGACCCGCUUCAGGCAGCACCCGCUAUACAGCUAAACUGCGGACAUGUCUUUCAUCUACACUGCUGUAAGAAAAUCUUGGCAAACAAGUGGGUUGGACCAAGAAUUACAUUUUCGUUUGCGCAAUGUCCCAUUUGUAAGGAUGACAUGACACACUGGACCCUAGAGGAGCUCCUGGGUCCUAUACGGCGUCUCCAUGACGAAGUACGGCGAAAGGCACUGAUGCGCCUGGAGUACGAAGGGUUAGGAGCCGGUGGGACGCGCGGGCGUUCGCACACAGAUCCUGCCACAUAUGCCAUGGAGCGAUACGCGUACUACGUUUGCCAUAAGUGUGGAAAGGCGUACUUUGGUGGGCUGGCCCGUUGUGAAGCGGAGAGCAACGGUGUGUGGGAGCCCGCAGAACUUGUAUGCGGUGCGUGCAGCGACGUGGCGGGCGCGCGUGUCUGCCCCAAGCACGCUUCUGACUUCUUGGAGUACAAGUGCCGAUACUGCUGCUCUGUGGCUGUAUUCUUCUGCUUCGGCACAUCGCAUUUCUGCAACGCGUGCCAUGACGAUUUCCAGCGAGUCACUAACAUUCCAAGGCACCUUUUGCCACAAUGUCCAGCUGGUCCCAAGGGUGAACAGCUACCCGGUACUUCGGAUGAGUGUCCACUUCACGUGCAGCAUCCCCCAACUGGCGAGGAGUUCGCGCUCGGCUGCGGAGUAUGCCGACACGCGCACGCCUUCUAAGCCCAUCUUCACGGUCGUACAUAGUAAAGAAUAUAAACCCCUUUUUUUUAUUGUAUUUAAAAAAAAAGGGGAUAUAUGGAUAUCCAUUCAAUUUGAUUUCUGUUACUACUAUAGCCAAACUCGAUGUGGAAUAUAUGUAAACAAAUUAAAAAUCACGAUGUAUAGGGUUGUCAGAUUUCUAAUAAUCAAAAGUUGAAUUUUUUUCUCUAUUUCGGAGUUAAACAUUGAAAUUUUAGUAUAACACCGUUUUAUGAAAUAUCAACUUAAUCACCCAGUGUGUAAUAAGUAAGAAAAAUAGCUCGAAAUAAAAUUUACAAAUCUUUGAUUACUACUACUUGUCUCACAACCCUAUACUAUUGUACUUGUAACAUUUGGACUUUUUAUGAUCAAUCGUCAAAUUUACUACAGAUAGUAUAAAAUGAUGAAUAUUUUUGUCGAUUAACGACCUUGGUUACGACGAGCAACCCUGAUUUACCCGGCUCGAGUGGGCUUGGAGGCGUAGUGAAAUUUUCUUAGCUAAGGCAAAAGGGAGCCCAGACAUCUGCGAUUAAUAAGACUUAAAAAAAUGUAAAUAAUUGUGUAACGAGCUUUGCUUGACAUGACUAGAAAUGAAAUGCAUCAUUGUCACAUCACAACCUGUGAUUGGUUGCUAAGCAACUCUUUGUUGUUAAAUAUUCUAUAUCGAAUUUGGUAUAGUUUCGUUUUUGGUAUCAUAUAAUUUUCAACUUUUAAAUAUUCCCAUGAAUUGUAUUAUAAAAACGACCCGUUUAAUAUCAAGCUUUUGUGUACCGGUUGCGGCUAAAUUCAAAAUACGUAAGUCACGGCUAGUUACCAAUAUGUACACUGACUAUUCCGGCAUUAUGCUGACUCGAUAUUGAUUUGGGGUACGGGUUUUUAAACUGUCCCCUUACAUAUUUGCGCGCUUCUAUCUGCGUUACUUACAGAUUAUACUCAAUGCAUAGUUGCGUUAGUAUAAAAUUAAAAAAAAAAUACAUUAAGGUCACUUUGACUUUCCCAAA
Molecule: messenger RNA, 14265 nt
Organism: Pararge aegeria (speckled wood butterfly)
Lineage: Eukaryota; Metazoa; Arthropoda; Insecta; Lepidoptera; Nymphalidae
Gene: hiw
Product: E3 ubiquitin-protein ligase highwire
Exons: 74
Coding region: 143-13246 (4367 amino acids)
Cellular component (GO): nucleus
Source: RefSeq, a predicted model, not a curated record